AUGUUCUUUUUUGUCUGCUUCUCUUUUGUCUGCUUCUCUUUUGUUCUCUCUCUCUUUGUCUCUCUUUUGUCUUUGUUUGUCUUCUCUCUUUGUUUGUUUUGUCUUCUCUUUUGCUUCUCUUUUGUCUGUCUCUCUCUUUUUUGUCUGUCUCUCUCUUUUUGUCUCUCUUUGUCUCUUCUUCUUUUCUGUCUCAUCUUCUCUGUCUCUCUUUCUGCUUCUCUUUUUCUGUCUUUUUUGUCUGUCUGUCUCAUCUCUCUUUCUCUUUUUUGUCUGUCUCUCUUUGUCUCUCUCUCUCUCUCUUGUGCUCUCUCUUUUGUCUGUCUUUUUUGUCUGUCUCUCUCUCUUGCUUCUCUUUUCUCUUGUCUUCUCUUUUGUCUGUCUCUCUCUCUUCUCUUCUUGUGCUUCUCUUUUUGUCUGUCUCUCUCUCUCUUGUGCUUCUCUUUUUGUCUGUCUCUCUCUCUUGUGCUUCUCUUUUUGUCUGUCUCUCUCUCUUGUGCUUCUCUUUUUGUCUGUCUCUCUCUUCUCAUCUCUCUCUUGUGCUUCUCUCUUUCUCUUGUGCUUCUCUCUCUCUCUCUUCUCUCUCAUCUCUCUCUUGCUUCUUUUUGUCUGUCUCUCUCUCUCUCUUUGUGCUUCUCUCUUUUGUCUGUCUCUCUCUCUUUGUGCUUCUCUUUUCUCUCUUGUGCUUCUCUCUCUUUGCUUCUCUUCUCUCUCUUGUCUGUCUCUCUCUCUUUGUUCUCUCUCUCUCUCUUUGUCUUCUCUCUCUCUCUCUUGUGCUUCUCUUUCUCUCUCUUGUGCUCUCUCUCUCUCUCUCUUGCUUCUCUUUCUCUCUCUUGUUGUCUUCUCUCUCUCUUUGUGCUCUUUGUUCUCUCUCAUCUCUCUCUUGUGCUUCUCUCUCAUCUCUCUCUUGUGCUUCUCUCUCAUCUCUCUCUUGUGCUUCUCUCUCAUCUCUCUCUUGUGCUUCUCUCUCAUCUCUCUCUUGUGCUUCUCUCUCUCUCUCUUGUGCUCUCUCUCUUUUAUCUCUCUCUCUCUCUCUCUCUUGUGCUUCUCUCUUUUCUCUCUUGUCUCUCUCUCUCUCUUGUGCUCUCUCUUGUGCUUCUUCUCAUCUCUCUCUCUCUUCUCUGCUUCUCUUUUGUCUCUCUCUCUUUGUGCUUCUCUUCUCUCUCUUGUCUCUCUCUCUCUCUUGUGCUUCUCUCUCUUCUCUCUCAUCUCUCUCUUGUGCUUCUCUCUCUUGUGCUUCUCUCUCAUCUCUCUCUUGUGCUUCUCUCUCAUCUCUCUCUUGUGCUUCUCUCUCAUCUCUUUUGUCUCUCUCUCUCUCUUGUGGUGCUUCUUCUUUGUCUCUCUCUCUCUCAUCUCUCUUGUCUCUCUCAUCUCUCUCUCUUUUGUCUCUCUCUCUCGUGCUUCUCUUUUUGUCUCUCUCUCUCGUGCUUCUCUUUUUGUCUCUCUCUCUCGUGCUUCUCUUUUUGUCUCUCUCGUGCUUCUCUUUUUGUCUCUCUCUCGUGCUUCUCUUUCAUCUCUCUCUUGUGCUUCUCUCUCAUCUCUCUCUUGUGCUUCUCUCUCAUCUCUCUCUUGUGCUUCUCUCUCAUCUCUCUCUUGUGCUUCUCUCUCAUCUCUCUGUGUCUGUUGGACGUGUGCAGCUAUUCUUUAUGA
Messenger RNA from Acanthosepion pharaonis, 1647 nucleotides. The record is from the annotation of a GenBank genome assembly. NCBI's taxonomy places the organism in Eukaryota, Metazoa, Mollusca, Cephalopoda, Sepiida, Sepiidae.